This is a messenger RNA of Homarus americanus (American lobster), 2357 nucleotides long. Its product is annotated as importin subunit alpha-9-like. The coding region runs from base 712 to 1863 and encodes 383 amino acids. The record is from RefSeq and is a predicted model, not a curated record. Gene Ontology annotation, molecular function: protein binding. NCBI's taxonomy places the organism in Eukaryota, Metazoa, Arthropoda, Malacostraca, Decapoda, Nephropidae. The transcript is spliced from 11 exons.
CUGUUUUUCUCUUGUUACUGGUAAUAAACGACCACACUUGAAAAUAACACAAGGAUCCGAGGGAAGGAAAGCCGUUACAGACACCUGUAUCUUGGGCGUUUGUGCUUAUAGUAUUUUAAUUCGAGUGAAGAAAUUAGGGGCUUUAUGAGCAAGUCACUUCAUAAACGGCUGUUCCUCUGUGAUCUGGAGGUGGAUGGUGAGGGAAAUUUUUUUGUUCAUGACAAGAAAGUAUACCGAGUUGAUGUUUAUGGCACUGUGUCCUCCCUCCGUUUGAAAGAACGUGCUACACUGUUUGAAAUUGAUGAUACAACGGGACUAAUUGAGUGUGUCAGCUUUGCUGGUGAAGAGAAUGGGAAAAAAGAGACAAGCAGUGAUGAAAGUGCUGCGAGGAGCUUACAUGAAAUCCUGAUAAAACCAAAACCUUCUUUAAAACUAGGAGAUUUAGUGAAUGUUCACGGACGUCUUAAUUUUUUCAGAGAACAACCACAAAUAAUUGCUAAUACCCUGCGUAUUGUUGCUGAUUUCAGUGAAGAGAGGUUUCGAGCCUUCGAAAUUAAGGCUGAGCAGUCAUAUUCAAAAGCUGAGUCAUUAAAUAGUUGUAAACCUAAAAUCCAAAAAACAGGUGUCUAAUAAAUUUCAGAUUAUUGAAGCUUUUGUAAUACUUGUGACCACUCAAUUGUGAAAGUGGAAAUUGUUAACAUUUACAUAAGUAUGGAGUGUAAAAAUACAGAUAGUGUGGAAAGCAUUCGUCAAAGGGUCAGGGACAGUGAUCAAGCAUUUAGACUGAAGAAAAGAAGUAUGGCCCGUGAUGUGCGCCGCUUGCAUUUGGAUAUUGUAGUUAAAAAAUUAAAGAUUCCAUCAAAAGAGGAAGUUGCACUGCUGUCUUUUCAAUUAAAGAAGAACAAGAACUUGGAGACCCUACAGAGGAUACGUCUUGGUCUGAGCAAUAGUACGGAAAAUGUUACUGUGUUCCUGAACUGUGACGGGGCUUUAUACUCAUUACUCGGUUGUUUAACAAGUCAUGAUGCAAGCCUGCAGAGAGAGGCUGCUUGUACUCUUGUCAAUUUAGCCUUGGGAACAGAGAAGCAGUGUCUGGAAGUGUGCCAGAAAGCAGGAGUAUACCUUGUUAUGUAUAUGUCUAACACGAACCCUGACCUUCAGGAUCCAUGUGCAUGGUGUAUUGGUAAUCUGUGUGGGACACAUGUGAGUGUUUGUAAUUUGUUGAGGUCACAGGGAGUAGAAGUCUGUUUGGUAAAUCUUCUCCAGUCUCACUCACCACAUGUGUUGCAGUCUGCAGCAUAUGCCCUCGUGCACUACCUCACAACUCUUCCUGAAAGAAUCAGAGAUCUGUGUGAACCAAGUAUGGUGCGAAGACUCAUCAGUGCCCUAAGUCAAGAAUGUGCUGUAGUAGAGAUUGGAUGGUGCCUCUUUGUGCUGUCAGCUAACCAAGAGUUAUGUGGAUUCUUGGUUGACCAAGGCAUUAUAGAAGCAGCCUUUACUGUUAUGGAGCAGCUGAUCAAUGAACAGAAUAUGAAUGUCUUUGCUGUGACACCAAUUGUACGUGUUGUUAUGAACUGUGUUGGAGCUGUACCAGGAACUGCUGUACAGGUUUGUUACCGGAGUGAACAAUUUGUAAGAGUUACAAAGGCUUUACUGUAUUCGUCCUACCCUCAUUUGCGCAAUGAAACUAUCCAUCUUAUAGCCAAUGUUGUGAAUGCAGCGACUGAAGAAUCAUUAACAGGUCAGUGUAUUGUUGAUGACCUAAGUCUGAGACCAAGACUGGAGAGUGCUGUUCGUAGUGCCUUAGCUGCUAAGUUCACUACAGGACCUCCAGAAACUACCAACUUCCAUGGUGUUAUGUGAGAUUUUUUGUCAUUGAUAUUUUUAGUUCUUUUGUAUAGUAAUUAUUUCAACCCAUUAUUGAAUGACAAAGAUUCAUGAUAUUGUGGUGUUUGUUUUGAAGUUUUAGAUUGAUGAUAUUUACUGUACACGCUAUAACUUUUGCCUUAUGAUACAUUACUAUUAUUUAUUGAGUGAAUUCUAUCCAUUUCUUAGAUUUUCACUUUGCAAAUUAUUUGGAUUUUUACUUGUUUAUAAUUUUUUUUAAAAGGAGUCUAUUCAAAAGUUGAAAACAGAUAAAAGGUUGAUGGAUUCAUAUUAUGAGUUGGUACAAUAAACCCUCAUUACUAUAUAUCUGCCUUUGAUGUACUGUAAUUUGCAUCAGAAUAAUUAAUAAAUGAGCCUUUUUUUAAUUACAUGAAUAUUGCCACACCAAAAUGUCAUAGCAUCACUGUGAUGCAUCUGCAGUAGGUAAAAUUCAUUCACAAUAAAUACUUUACACAGUACAGUACAAAUUG